AUGGCGGGUGUAACUCUUCAGAACGGUUGUCUGCAGGGACUGGCUGAAGGGGAUCUCCUUGACCCAGCAUUCCAGCAGCAUCUGGAGGGCGCUCGGGCACUGCUGAGGCAGGAGAUCCAGAGGGAGCUGAAGAUCAAAGAGGCAGCUGAGAGACUCAGAAAAGCUGUCACGAAUCGAAAGAUCGCCGCUGAUGUGGACGGACAACUCCGAGCUUCCACUCGGAAACUGGAACAGCUUCACUUGGACCUUCAGGAACUGAAUGCUCGUACCAUGGUGACGGAGAAAGACAGCCGCACAGAAGAUGACACCUCCCCAGAUCCCUGUCGAUGGGAGGAGACUCGGUCGCCUCUGGCCAAUCACAUAUGCACCCUAAAGAAACAGCUUACCAUGGAAAUGAAAGUGAAGCAGGGGGCGGAGAAUAUCAUUCAGACAUACACCAAUAGUGCUGUCAAGGACAGAAAGAUGUUGUCCACUGCCCAGCAGAUGUUGCAGGACAGUCGCACUAAGAUUGAGCUUCUGCGUAUGCAGAUUGUGAAAGUGACUAAUGCCAGAGAGGGAGAGCGAGAGUCCGCGGAGCCAGAUGGUCGAUCCUCUGAGGUGAUCUCUCCUCUGGAGUUGCGUGUGGAGGAGUUGAGACAUCAUUUACGUAUAGAGGCAGCAGUGGCAGAGGGUGCCAAAAAUGUAGUGAAGCAACUGGGAGGAAGGAAGGUUCAGGACCGGCGUGCACACGCCGAGGCUCAGUCCAGACUCCAGGAGUCAUCUCAGAAGUUGGACCUGCUGCGUUUGUCUCUGGCUCAGAGACUGGAGGAGCUCCCUCCUGAUCACCCAAAGCGAGCUGUCAUCCGAGAGGAGCUCACUCUGGGAACCAUACCAACACUUGGGCCACCCAGAGACCGUCUGCAUUCUUCAUCGUCAUCAUCGUCUUCGUCAUUACCGUCCUUCUUCAAACCAGCUCGCCUCACUGGACGAUUAGAGGUUCGGCUGAUGGGUUGCCAGGAUUUGUUGGACUCGGUACCGGGUCGGUACAGAACGAGUUCCUUGUUGUCCUCACCGGGUAGCCCAUCUGAGACAAAAUCCCUGAGGAUUAGGACGGGUCUGUCCACACGUAGUGGCAGUGCGAAAAGUAUCAGGAGUGAUGAACUCUCCACGGAGAUCAGUGCUGUGUUGAAAGUGGAUAAUCGUCUGGUGGGUCGAACUCAUUGGAGACCGCUCAGUAAAGAGACCUGGGACCAGAGCUUCAGCAUCGAAUUAGAGCGGGCACGGGAACUGGAGAUUGGUGUGUACUGGCGGGAUUGGAGGGCUUUGUGUGGUGUGAAGUUUCUGCGUUUGGAGGAUUUCCUAGACAACCAACGACACGGACUGUGCCUUUACCUGGAACCACAGGGAAUGCUAUUCACUGAGGUGAAAUUCAUCAACCCUGUAAUUGAGAGACUCCCUAAGCUCCAACGGCAGAAACGAAUUUUCCCCAAAGAGAAAGGGAAGAACUUCUUGAGGGCGGCACAGAUGAACAUGAACUUUGCCACGUGGGGACGAUUUAUGAUGAGCGUCCUUCCCCCCUGCAACAGCAAUGUCACUGCUAUGAGCCCCCCCUUGGCAACCGCAGAUGUUACUUCACCUCCCUCAGCUGAGAAAAAACCCAUAUCUACACCUCCUCCCUCAGGAGAUUCAGCGGUGGUCAAACUAAACUUCAGUGAAGAACGUCCACCCAAACCUCCACGUCUCCUGGUUACCAAGACGCCCACAUCAGAGACGGCCAGUUCCAUGAAUUCCAGAGCACAUUCCACUGAUGACAAUCAAGUAUCUAAGGGCACAAGAGUGCAUCAGCCUUCUCUUAAGAGGAAAGAGGGCAUUCAGAUGGAAGAUUUCAGUUGUAUCUCAGUGCUGGGCAGAGGGCACUUUGGAAAGGUGCUGCUGGCGGAGUAUAAGAGGACAGGGAAACUGUAUGCCAUUAAAGCUCUGAAGAAGGGCGAUGUGGUGACGCGGGAUGAGGUGGACAGUCUAAUGUGUGAGAAGCGGAUCUUUGAAACGAUAAACGCUUCCCAUCAUCCCUUCCUGGUGAAUCUCCACGGAUGUUUCCAAACAGCAGAUCAUGUGUGUUUUGUGAUGGAAUAUUCUCCUGGAGGGGAUCUAAUGACACACAUACACAGCAGCAUUUUUACAGAUCGACAGACACGGUUCUAUUCUGCCUGUGUGCUCCUUGGACUGGAGUUUCUGCACCUCAAUAAGAUAGUUUACCGGGAUUUGAAGCUUGACAAUCUCUUGAUGGAUGCGGAUGGCUAUGUGCGUAUAGCAGAUUUCGGUCUUUGUAAAGAAGGUAUGGGCCAUGGUGACCGAACAUCCACGUUUUGUGGAACACCUGAAUUUCUGGCCCCUGAGGUCUUGACUGAAAGCACGUACACCCGUGCUGUGGACUGGUGGGGACUGGGAGUCCUCAUCUACGAGAUGCUGGUCGGAGAGUCUCCAUUCCCAGGUGAUGAUGAAGAAGAGGUGUUUGAUAGCAUAGUGAAUGAAGAAGUAAGGUACCCCAGGUUCCUCUCCCCAGAGUCUGUCUCCAUAAUACAGAAGUUAUUGCAGAAGGAUCCUGGGAAGAGGCUGGGAGCAGGAGAGCUGGAUGCCAUUGAAGUGAAAAGACACAGAUUCUUCCAGGGUGUUGACUGGGAUGCACUGUUAGCCAAGCGUGUCAAGCCUCCAUUCCUGCCGACCAUCAAAACUCCUGGAGAUGUCAGUAACUUUGAUGAGGAGUUCACGCGGCUCAAACCCAUACUGACACCUCCACAAACCCCCUGCCCCAUCACAACAGAGCAGCAACAGAUUUUUGCCGAUUUUGACUUCUCUUGUCUAGACUGA
This is a messenger RNA of Chanos chanos (milkfish), 2847 nucleotides long. RefSeq names its product protein kinase N3 (gene pkn3). Gene Ontology annotation, biological process: signal transduction; protein phosphorylation. The record is from RefSeq and is a predicted model, not a curated record. The transcript is spliced from 22 exons. Lineage: Eukaryota; Metazoa; Chordata; Actinopteri; Gonorynchiformes; Chanidae. The coding region runs from base 1 to 2847 and encodes 948 amino acids. Gene Ontology annotation, molecular function: ATP binding; small GTPase binding; protein serine/threonine kinase activity.